AGUCACAUGGGCUCUUUCUGCUUUGCUACUUUUGAUUACUUGUCAGAGGGUUAUACUUUUAGCUUCCCCCAUCCUGCAAGGCCACUCAACCAUGUGCUAGCUGGAGUAAUCUUUACUCACAAUGUCUUUACAAAGGCUCAUGCAACACAGCAGCAAUGGCAAUUUGGUGGACUACUGUGCUGGUCCAGUGUAUAGCUCUUACUCUACACUCACAGGAAGCCUUCCGAUGGAUGACAAUAGAAGGAUUCAAAUGCUGGCAGACACUGUGGCUACUUUGCCUCGGGGAAGAAAGCAGCUUGCUUUGACGAGAUCAAGUUCUUUAGGUGACUUUUCCUGGCCUCAAAGAAAGCUUGUUACUGUGGAAAAGCAGGAUAAUGAAACAUUUGGAUUUGAAAUUCAGACUUACAGACUCCAGAACCAGAAUACCUGCCCCUCGGAGAUGUGCACACUGAUCUGCAAAGUUGAGGAGGACAGCGCAGCACACCGUGCAGGCCUGCAAGCUGGUGAUGUCCUUGCAAAUAUCAAUGGUGUGAGCACAGAAGGCUUUACCCACAAACAAGUUGUUGACCUGAUCAGAUCAUCAGGAAACCUGCUAACGAUAGAGACUCUUAAUGGAACAAUGAUUCUCAAAAGAACAGAGCUUGAAGCAAAGCUGCAAGUUUUAAAGCAAACUUUGAAGAAAAAAUGGGUGGAGUUCAGAUCUUUGCAGUUACAGGAACACCGCCUACUUCAUGGUGAUGCUGCUAACUGCCCAAGUUUGGAAAACAUGGACAUGGAUGAAUCAGCUUUGUUUGGAAGUCUGCCUGGGCUAGGCCUGGCCCUCCUGGACCGGAAUCGGUUAUCCAGUGAGAGCAGCUGUAAGAGCUGGCUCAGCUCCAUGACGUUGGACAGCGAGGACGGCUACCAGACAUGCACCUCUGAGGACUUGAGCAGGGGAGCCUUCAGCCGACAGACAAGCACAGAUGAUGAGUGCUUUGUCCCCAAGGAUGGGGAUGAUUUUCUGAAGAGGUCUUCUUCCAGGAGGAACCGGAGCAUUAGUACUGCCAGCAGUGGAUCCAUGUCUCCAUUGUGGGAGGGCAACUUCUCAAGCAUGUUUGGGACCCUGCCCAGGAAAAGCAGAAGGGGAAGUGUUCGAAAACAACUCUUGAAAUUCAUCCCUGGCCUUCACCGUGCUGUGGAAGAGGAAGAGAGUCGCUUUUGAUAGGUUGUGGUGCACUUUCGUAUUAGCUUAUUUUGUAAAUAUCUCUAGACUUGCUUAGAUCAACUCCACCCAGCUUGGUGGGAAAGUGCAGCUGGAUUGCAAAACUGACAUCCCAUUUCAUGGCAAUAGUGACCUUUAUUUAAAUUUUUGUAUCAUUAUUUUUGCUUCUUAAAUCAUUUUUCAACCGGAACAGCUCAAAUUCAAAGUAGACGGUAGGGAAAUUAAGUAAUAAGUUAGAUAAUAUAACAAAUUAAUGAAAGUGCCUGCUGCCUGCUCAUUCUAGUGCUGCCUGUGAAGGCAAGAGUAAUAUUUAUUUUCUAGAUUAUCCACGUUAAAAAUUGAGAACUUUUUGGAGCCAAGUGUGAAUAAGAGAAUAACAGAAUAUAAUAACUUUGGAAUACCUUUUGUAAGUUAAUUGGUAAGUUACAAAACUUUAUGUUUGCUUAAGCUCAGUAGACUCUGGGGAGGCUUAAUAAUAGGCAAUUUUGAGUGUUUCUGUUCAAAUCUAUGAAGGAUUAUAAACAAAGAUGAUCAUCAGCCAUUUUUCACAUCCACAGUGACAAUAAAGCAGGAAAUAUAAGACUUAAUAUGAGGAUUUAAGCUUCAUGAGAUCCAUGGAAAAAUGUUGUCUAUGAUGGGUGCUGCAGAAGAUUAUAAUAAGGUCUUUCUUAUAGGCAGCCUAAUCAAAAUGGGUGGGAAUGUCAUUCUUACCCGAUUCAACUUUUGUUCUGCCUGAACAUUGAUGACAAGUCUAGAACUCUCAAGAUCCUACAGCUUUGUGAUUUUUUUUUAGAACAAAUAUCUAAAAGAUGAAAAAUUAGAGUCAGGAAAAAGAUUUUCCUCCUGUAGACUUUCACAUUACUUCUCACUUUAUAUUAUAUGUUCCAAAUAAUUAUUGCCUCAGCACUCUUUUGCCUAUUAGUUUUGUUAGCAUCAUGUUACUUCUAGCCUUUCAAUCACAUUUUUAUUCAAUACCCAUUAAAGUUCAUGAUUUCUCUGUUCUCGUGAUACAGCUGCUCGUUACCAGUAUUCUAGAGUAGAUAAUUCAGACAGUGUAAUAAAUAGUCCUUAUUGAUGUUAAA
Messenger RNA from Ceratotherium simum simum (southern white rhinoceros), 2283 nucleotides. RefSeq names its product cytohesin 1 interacting protein (gene CYTIP). The record is from RefSeq and is a predicted model, not a curated record. Lineage: Eukaryota; Metazoa; Chordata; Mammalia; Perissodactyla; Rhinocerotidae. Gene Ontology annotation, biological process: regulation of cell adhesion. Gene Ontology annotation, molecular function: protein binding. Gene Ontology annotation, cellular component: cell cortex.